AUGCCUGGUCCAGGAGAAACCCUGGAUGAUGCCGCCCGAGUGAGAUUGCUUCUACGCAAAUUAAGCACCCAGUUACACGAGAAGUACGUGAAUACGAUUCUUCCCAAGCACCCUCGGGACUACACUUUGGACGAGACCAUCAAGAAACUGAAAAAAUUGUUCGGUCGCCAGAAAUCAGUUUUCCAUUGCCGUUACCGGUGCCUGCAGUACUCGAAAAACGAUGAUUUUACAUCGUAUGCUGCCAUGGUGAACAAACACUGUGAAGCUUUUCAACUCUCCAAGCUCACACCGGAUCAAUUCAAAGCCCUCCGUAUUGUCUGUGGACUCCAAUCGCCACGGGAUGCAGACAUCCGGGCCAGAUUGAUUUCGAAGCUGGAAGCCGACGAAAACGCAGCAGAAGAUGCAGGAAAAGUAACUCUGGAAAAUCUUGUGGAAGAAUGCCAUCGCGUGGCCAACCUCAAGCAGGACACACUGAUGGUGGAGAGCAGAGAAGCACGCAACGUCAACAUUGUUACUCGCAAACAGAAGAAUCCUGCUACGAAAAAGCACCAAAAAGUUCCUAAAACGCCCUGUUGGAAAUGUGGAGACCAGCACUAUCAUGGACACAAGGAAGGCUAUUUUUCCAGUAGCAAGCCUGGCCCAUCGAAGCAAUCAAAGUCCAAAGAGAACAAGACGAUAAGCAUUUUUACGGUUUACAACAUCGGAGGCAAGCGGAAGUUCGUUCCGGUUGAGCUCAACGGUGUAACAGUCAAUCUUCAACAUGACUCGGCGUCCGACAUCACCAUUAUUUCGAACGAAACAUGGAUCAACAUUGGACAACCACCCACUCAACCGACGAUGGAGUCUGCAAUCACUGCUUCUGGAGGCAAUCUAAAUCUUCUUUCUGAGUUCCAGACCGAGAUUGUCAUCGGUGACGUCACCAAAACUUGUCGCAUCUUCAUCUCGGACAACGAUGAACUCAACAUUCUGGGCAUCGAGACUAUGGAUCUGUUUGAUCUGUGGUCAGUUCCAAUUAGCAGCCUGGUCAUCGUCAACGCCAUCCAGCAGACACAAGAACAAUUCAUCAAUCAAUUCAAGCAUCAGUUCCCGGAAGUUUUCCGAAGCUCGCUGGGUAAGUGCACGAAAGUACAAGUGAAGCUGUACCUGAAGUCCAACGUACGUCCCGUUUACUGUCCGAAGCGACCCGUUGCAUAUGCUGCACUGCCUAAAGUAGACGCAGAACUCGAAAGGCUCCAGAAAUGUGGUAUCAUUUCUCAAGUUCAAUUCUCAGACUGGGCAGCUCCAAUAGUCGUCGUACGCAAAUCAGACAACGUAUCAGUCCGUGUGUGUGGAGAUUAUUCUACGGGACUGAACAACGCGCUGGAAUGUGACCGGCAUCCUCUGCCACACCCAGACGACAUCUUUGCGGAACUGGCUGGUGCACGUUAUUUCACGCAUCUCGACUUGUCAGACGCCUACCUGCAGGUCGAGGUUGAGGAAGAAUCCCGCAAGCUGCUCACCGUGAACACACAUUGUGUGGACUCUUCCAAAACAACCGACUUCCUCCAGGAGUUAAAUCAGCACCAGGUGCAUUCCAACGUAUCAUCAAUAGCAUGGUGGCCGGCACCCCUGGAGUCAAGCCAUACUUGGACGACAUCCUCAUCGCUGGUCGCACCAGGCAGGAGAACGAUCGGAACCUCUACACUGUUCUCGAACGUGUGCAUCGAGUUCCUAGGGCAUAUCGUAGACAAAGACGGUAUCCGACCCGACCCUUCGGAAACUGAAGCUAUUACCAAGAUGCAGCCUCCGAAGGACGUCAAGCAUCUCCGUUCUUACCUUGGUGCUAUCAACUAA
Messenger RNA from Toxorhynchites rutilus septentrionalis, 1833 nucleotides. RefSeq lists its product as uncharacterized. The record is from RefSeq and is a predicted model, not a curated record. NCBI's taxonomy places the organism in Eukaryota, Metazoa, Arthropoda, Insecta, Diptera, Culicidae. The coding region runs from base 1 to 1833 and encodes 610 amino acids. The transcript has 4 exons.